AUGCCUCGCCCUAUUACCUUCGUCGUGUACGAUCAGGCUUCACCAAGAACUUCUAAAGAAAAUCGUCGAAAAAUAGCUUCUCACAUUGGCAAGCACUAUCGAAAUCGCUCAGCACCUGCCAGAACCCUGAUCGCACCUAAUACAAAGCGUCUGAAGCCAAUGGUCGACCCAACUAGUUGCAGUCUCGUGCCUGUCAUUUUGGGGACUCCCGAAGAAACCGAAAACUCACCCAAACCCCACGAAAUCAAGCACACGUCACGGGUCUCAGCAAUGGCUACUAUACAACGGAACAUGUACACAAUAUAUCCCUCUCCACAGCAAUGGACCCAAUUUCCCUACCCCGAACGCCACCAUACCUCUGCCAAAGUUGCAUUUGAUCUCGAGGUGAAUUAUGUCCUUCCACGACAUUCCAACUGGGGUCCGGGUCCAAACGAGUAUGUGAACUGUCUUGUGCAGAUGAUGUGCAGAAAUGGCGAGCUCUUUGAUGCGAUUGCGGCCUCGGCGUAUGGCGUGUACGCGUGUAAUGAACAUCGAUCAUCCAUAAAGCCAACCUCUGCAGGUUUGACUCAUAGGGCACGAGCCUUGCAGGGGAUGCAACGAAAAUUAAUUAGUCCACUGGAGACAAUUAGCAACGAAACUAUGCUUGCCGUAUUUUACUUGUUGGAGAACGCGGCCCGUUUUCGGCACCUUCGAGACUUCCGUACACAUUAUAGUGGCCUUCGCAGAAUGAUGGAGCUGCGUGGCAGGAUCACGCCCCGUUCACUCGAGGAGACAUAUGUCAAUCAAGCCAUUGUCAUUUUGGAAUGUUCAGAAAUUGCGUGGGAGACCAGAGUGUUAAUUGAGAGGCCUCCACCCAUCAACUUGACAUACACAGCCGGUGAAUUUGAAAAUAAUCUACCAGUCAGAUUCAAGUCAUUGCCAGUUGGGUUUCAGAGCUUGGCUGUUGAAGGUUCUCUAAGCGUUGAAGUACUGUCCUUACUUGCCGAGGUCCCACCUGCCGAUUACAUUAAGCAUGAUCUAGGGGCAUCUGAGCGCCAACUCGAAGUGGUUCAGCGUGCACGACUCCUGCUCCGAGCGUCCAAAGUAGCUGUUGAGCGACUGGUGUGUCUCGGAGCGAUCGCAUACUCACUAAGGGUUAUUAUCAUGAAGCACUUCUUCUCAGAGCCGUCUUUCUGGAAGAGGUUGGCGGCAAGUGGACGGAUAGUUUCCGAAGACAAGUACAGCAGACUACACCAAGAACUGAAAGUAUGGGUAACAGUGAUUGCUGCUGAUCUUGCUUCCUCGACCUGCCAAGAGUUGGCUAGAAAAGCAGUUAUGAGGCUGAAAGACCAGGAGGAAUGGGUAAAUUCGUGGGAGGAAGUGUCGCACUCGAUGCAGAAGUUCUUUUAUUCACAAAGUUUCGCGCCGACAUGGCAGAAAUAUUUGGAAUGUACAAUUCUGGAGUAA
Molecule: messenger RNA, 1446 nt
Organism: Exophiala bonariae
Lineage: Eukaryota; Fungi; Ascomycota; Eurotiomycetes; Chaetothyriales; Herpotrichiellaceae
Exons: 2
Coding region: 1-1446 (481 amino acids)
Source: RefSeq, a predicted model, not a curated record